AUGGAAAAUGUCAAAUCAUCUGAUUUUGAAAGCAUUUAUAACAAUAAAGUGUAUCAGGAAAUUGAAAUACUCAAUGGUCAUAAUAAUGAUCAAAUUGAAGAACUUGAAAAGAUCAAGUUAUCGGUUAAUAAAGAACUUUUAUCACUUGAGAAACAAAGAAAGCAUUUGCUGGCUGAAAUUGUCAAUUUAAAUGGAAAUCUUGACUAUUUAAAAACUAGUUAUGAUGUCGAAAAUAAUAAAGUUGAAAAUAUGAAACUAAAUUUAAAAAGCUUAUAUGUUCAGUUGGAGGAUAUGAAAAAAAAUAAUCAACCUUCUUUGUCAUACCCACUUAAAAUUUUAUCUCACCAGCUGGUCAAUGAAAUUCAAGAUAGUGAUUUUAUAAAUUCUUUCGCUGAUAUGACUCCAACCACACGACUAUCCGUUUUCAAACAUUGUAGCAUGAGUACUUGUUUUGAUUAUUCCAGAUGUUCCUUGUUUUCUCAAUUUCCAGUUUUUAUUUAUAAUUCAUCCUUUUCUUCUACAAUUUCAUCUUCUCAAUUGAAUCUUAAAAAAUAUUUGUUACUAAGCAAUCACAUAACCUUCAAACCUAAGGAAGCAUGUGUAUUUAUUCAUUUGAUAGACAAUAGUGACAUUUUUGAUGAUGAACUGUUAUUUCUAAGCCACUGGCAUCAUACAAAUGAACUUCACUGUGGAUUAAAUCAUGUAAUAGUCAAUUUACAAACAAAUUCAUCAAGUAAUAGGACAUUCUCAUAUCAUUUUAGCUUGUUCAAAAAAUCUAUCAUUGUUCAAAGUUUUUUCAAAAAGUCAUUGUUUAGAAAAGGUUUUGAUUUUGUUAUUCCUCCAAUUAAUGAAUUAAUUUUAUUACAACAAUAUGAUGAAAAUAAGUUUUUACCUAUGAUGGUCCCAGUCAAAAGAAAAUAUCUAUUAACUUUUUCUGGAGCUCUGACACAAAAUGAUGGAAGCAAAAAUAUGGAUUUAUACAAAAAGAUAAUUACAGUUCUUAGUGAUAUGCAACAAAAGUUUCAAAGGGAUGGCUUCUCAUUUGAUUUUGAAUGUAGAGUUGAUGAAAAAGUCUCACAUAUACAUAAUGAAAUGUUGAUCUGUGGUAACCAGUUUGAAAGACUUACCAUUUUAGAGCAAUCUACAUUUUCAUUGAUUUUAAUUGGCGACCUUAUAACAAAUGAAGUAGAUUUUACACUGUCCACAUCUACACUACAAAUUCGUUUGUUAGAAUCUUUAAGAUCUGGAGCUAUUCCUAUAAUUUUAGCAGCUGAAAAUGAUGUUGAACUUCCAUUUGCCAAUUUAAUCUAUUGGUCUGGAUCUAUUUUGUGGCUCUCAGUGGCACGCAUUACUGAGUUACACUAUGUAAUCAGAUCAGUUGUUGAUGAAGAUAUAUUAGAAAUGAGAAGUAGAGGCAGAAGAAUAUAUGAGACAUAUUUUUCAUCUAUCAACAGAUUUACUGAUUCGCUUCUUGCUGCAGUUAGAACUAGAGUUCAAAUACCACCACUUGUCUCAAAAGAUGAAAAUUCAUAUAAUUACUUUGAUGACUAUAAACCAAUAUUUAAACCGGUAACUAUCGAAACAUCUGAAACAGAUGAAGUACUUGGGCCAUUUGAAUCACCUGUGAAAUCACAAUUAUAUCAAAGAAAUUUUACAUCUUUUUUUUAUAUGCAUUCGUAUGAAAAAUUGAUUAAUGACUUUCAUUUGUACCCCAAUGUACCUUUCAAGUCACAUUUAUCCAUGGAUGCCCAAUAUUCAGCAGGUUCAGCUUACGGUUAUAGGCCUAUAGGAAAUGGAUUGGGUGGAUCAGGAGAUGAAUUCAAAGAAUCUUUAGGUGGCAACUUUCCGAAAGAACAAUUCACUAUUGUCAUAUUGACAUAUGAGCGAGAAACAGUAUUAUUAGCGGCAGUAGCAAAAUUCAAAAAUCUCCCUUAUUUGAACAAGGUUAUUAUUGUUUGGAACAAUAAUAAGCCCCCAUCUCGUGAUCUCAAAUGGCCUGACAUUGGAGUAAAAAUUGAGGUCAUGAGAACAGUGCAUAAUAGUUUAAACAAUAGAUUCCUUCCUUAUAGUUCCAUUGUAACAGAAGCUGUCUUGUCAAUAGACGAUGAUGUACACCUCAGACAUGAUGAGAUUGUUUUUGCAUUCAGAGUUUGGAGGCAGAAUAGAGAUCAAUUGGUUGGAUUUCCGGGACGAUAUGUUUCCUAUUACAAAGAUAUAAACAAGUUCAUGUACAAUUCAAACUACACCUGUGAAAUGUCUAUGGUACUGACUGGAGCUGCAUUCAUUCAUAAGUUUUACAUGUACAUAUACAGCAACAUAAUGUCACCUAUCAUUCGAGACAAAGUUGAUGAGUUUCUCAAUUGUGAAGACAUAGCAAUGAACUUUCUAGUUUCACAUAUCACUCGAAAACCACCUAUUAAGGUCACUUCCAGGUGGACAUUCAAAUGUCUUGACUGCCCAAAUACAUUGUAUGCGGAUGAGUCUCAUUUUGCUGAACGUCACCAGUGCAUCCAAUUUUUUACGAAAGUAUAUGGAUAUCUGCCUUUAUUAACAACUCAAUACAGAGCUGAUUCAAUUUUAUUUAAAACCCGUAUACCACACAACAAACAAAAAUGUUUCAAAUUUAUUUAG
Messenger RNA from Helobdella robusta, 2631 nucleotides. RefSeq lists its product as hypothetical. Gene Ontology annotation, molecular function: glycosyltransferase activity. The transcript is spliced from 8 exons. The record is from RefSeq and is a predicted model, not a curated record. Lineage: Eukaryota; Metazoa; Annelida; Clitellata; Rhynchobdellida; Glossiphoniidae. Gene Ontology annotation, cellular component: membrane. Bases 1 to 2631 code for a protein of 876 amino acids.